AUGUAUUUAAAACUUAAAUUUCCAAUAUUAUUAAUUUUAUUAAUUUCAUUUUUUAAUUUUAAUGAAUCAACUUUAAUAAUUGAAAAAAAAAAUUAUAGAAUUAAUGAUAAUAAUAUUAAUUAUAGUAUUAAAAAUGAUGAUAUUAAUUUUGAUUUUAAUCAAUUUACGACAAGUGGAAAAGUAAUUGCCAAUAUUAAUGAAAAUGGCAAUAGUAUUUCCAAAGAAUAUCAAUGUGUUCAGAAUUCAAAAAUAAAAGACAAUGUUUCAUUUCAAUGCCAAAUUACAACUAUAGAAUUGGUAAAUAUUAAUUCAACAUUUAUUCUUUCAACUACUUCUACAAAUGGUAAUAAUGAAAUUAAGAUAUACAAUUUUCAAAUAAAUUUAUUUUAUUUUGAAGCACAAAUUAUUCAAAAUGGUUAUGAUUUUAUAAUUAAUGGAAAAGCAUUUUUAACAAUGGACGCACAACUAUUAAAUUUUAAUAAUAAUUUAAAUGGAAAACCAUUUACUAUUGUUAAUAUUAGUGAUAGUGAAAUUGUGAUGAAUAGCGUAGCAGAGACUGAUAUUGCAAGUAGACAAUUAGCCUAUGAUAUAAUUUAUAAUAAUGAAAAUGUAUUUUCAAGUAGUAUUGCAAUUGAACCAUCAAUUAUUAGUACAGUACCUGAUUAUUUAGUAAAUGAUGAUGAUGAUUUAAUAAUCAAUACAAUUGGGUUAUCAAUAAGUGAUAAACUUGAUAUUGAAGUAUUAAUAUUUAGACCUGACAGUCAAUGGGCACCAUUACCAUUUUCAAUGGCAGUUAAUAACCAAAUUCAAAUUUCAAGUACAUCUAUUUCAAGUUAUUACGGUGAAAGAUUGCUAAGAGUUCAUUUAAAUGCUUCAAAUAUUUCUUCAAAUAAUUAUGGUGUUGUUGGUUUUGCAAAACCAAUAUUAACAAAAAUCGCACAAAAUUUUACAUCAUUGGAAGUAAUUGUUGAUUGUAAUUAUUUAAAUAACACAAAUUAUCCAACUUAUUUAAGAGGUAUAUCAAUAACACCAGUUGCUCCAAAUACAUUUUUACCAACAAGAUUGCAUUUCCCGGAACCACAAAUGGUUAGAGGAUAUGGUUAUUUACAAUGUAGUAAUUCAAAAUCUAGUGAAUUUAAAGGUUUCUUUCAACCUAUGCCAAAUCUUGUAAGUUGGAAUUCAAUAGAAAGAAAAGGUGGUAUUUUUAAAUUCUCUGGACAGUAUUUAUUACCUUUGGAUGACAAAAAUCAAACAACAUAUUCAUUGGAUUUAGUAAUUAUUAAUGAAUUUUCAAUUCCAUGUGAAAAUAUAACAAUUAUAAAGUAUUGGGGAAGCCAACAAUAUAAUGCAUCAUGUAUAGUCUCAAAAUAUGUAGAACCAAUUGUAAAAACAAUUUAUAUAACAGGUUAUAUAAGUGAUACACCUAGUCAUGUUUUAAAAAGUCCAUUUACUUAUUUACCACCAAGUAUUUUAAAUUCAACAUCAACAUUUUAUGGAACACCAUCUGAGGUUACAAUUUAUGGUUCAUCAUUUUGUAUGUAUCCAAAUGUAACAAUUGGUGGUUCAAUUUGUAAAUUGCGAUUAUCAGAUUAUGAAAAUGAUAGAAUCUAUUGUUGGUUUGAAUCUGAUGUUCAAGGUUUAACAACAACACAUACUAUUAAUGUUACAUGUGAUGAUAAUCAAGUUUAUGGUUCUGGUGAUGUAUUUCUUUAUGCAACUGAUGAAUGUUUAAUUAGUAUGAAUAAAACUGGUUUAAUUUGUUCAGGUAAUGGUAUAUGUGAUGAUUCAAUUAGAAAAUGUAUUUGUAAUGAUAAUUACUUUGGUUUAGAUUGUUCAAUUGAAAAUAAUGGAACCAUUAUUCCACCAAUAAUCGAUAACACAACAUCAAUUAUUGAUUUUAAUAAUACAAAAUUUGAAAUUGGUUUAGUACAAAUUAGAGAAAUUGAAUUCAUUGAUGAAAAAGUAAUUAAAACUUUUAAUUUAACCAAUGGUAAUGGUAAUGGUAAUGGUAGUGGUAAUGGUGGUGUAAUUUGGAAUUUAGAAGAUGUAAAUCAAAUGAAAACCAAUUACAUUUUUAAUACAACAUUAAUUAAUAAAUCAAUUAUUAAAGUUUAUUUAACAAUUAAUUCAGAUACGAAAUUAUCAAAACAAUAUAAUUUCUAUGGUGAUUUAAUUACAAUUUUACCAAAUUCAGUUAAAUAUAAAAUUGAAAUAACAAAUUGGGAAUUUGAUUCAAGUUUAAAUUCAAUUGAAUUAAUAUUCCAAUCAAAGAUUUCAGUUGACCAAUGUAAUGAUAGUGUUAGUUUAAUUGGUAAUAAAACAAUUCAAAUGUAUGGUGAUUCAAUUAGAUCAAUGGAAUUAACAUUAACAAAUGGUCAAAUUUUAAUUGGUACUUUUUCAAAUCGUAUGAAAUUAGAUGACAGAGUUGUCAAAAGUUCAAUUAAAAUUUUAGAUGAACAACAAUCAAUUGGAAUUCCAACAAUAAUAACUAAUACUAAUUCUACACCAACAACAACAAAUAAUAAUAAUAAUAAUAUAAAAACAAGUACUCAAAAUGUUUUUACAGUAGUUUCAAUUAAUUAUUUUAAAGAUAUUGCAAUUGUUGAUCCAAAUUUUGGAGUUUUAAUAGAUAAUGAUUUAAGUGGAGGAGGUGAUGAUAUUCUUGAUGAAUGUGGAAGGGUAAUUGGUAAAACUAAGGAAAAAUUUGCAAAUUGGAAAAUUGCAUUAAUUGUUGUAUUUUCAUUCGUUGGUAUUUCAUUAAUUGUUGUUGCUGUUAUUGUUUAUAAAACAAGAGGAAGACAUUCAAUAGUAGUAAAUGGAGUAAAAUUAAAAAUGAAUAAGAAAACAAAUAAAUAA
Messenger RNA from Dictyostelium discoideum AX4, 2856 nucleotides. RefSeq names its product EGF-like domain-containing protein. The transcript has a single exon. Lineage: Eukaryota; Evosea; Eumycetozoa; Dictyosteliales; Dictyosteliaceae. The record is from RefSeq and is a predicted model, not a curated record. Bases 1 to 2856 code for a protein of 951 amino acids.